Sclerotinia sclerotiorum 1980 UF-70 is the source of this 1527-nucleotide messenger RNA. RefSeq lists its product as hypothetical. The record is from RefSeq and is a predicted model, not a curated record. The transcript is spliced from 2 exons. Gene Ontology annotation, biological process: proteolysis. The coding region runs from base 1 to 1527 and encodes 508 amino acids. NCBI's taxonomy places the organism in Eukaryota, Fungi, Ascomycota, Leotiomycetes, Helotiales, Sclerotiniaceae. Gene Ontology annotation, molecular function: aminopeptidase activity; metalloexopeptidase activity.
AUGUUACGCACCACUCUCUUUCUAGCCGCGGCAUCAUUAGCCACAAGCUCAAUCAUUCAGCAACCUUUAAAAGAAGCAGGCACUCAAUCUCUUAUCAGCAGUACAAAGACCAAAUCACCAAUCAACUCCUCUUCCCUUCAAAACGACAUCAAGACUGAAAAUCUUCUCAAACGAGCUCAUCAGCUGUAUAAAAUCGCAGAGGAAGGUAUCCAUGAAUAUAAUCACCCUACGAGAGUUAUUGGUUCUCAAGGUCAUACGUCAACAAUUGAAUAUAUCUAUUCUUCCAUCGCGGAACUCGGCGACUACUAUGAUAUCUCCAACCAGACAUUCCCAGCUGUAAUGGGCAAUAUUUUCGAGUACAGAUUAGUACUUGGUGAUGUCGUUCCUGAGACUGCUAUUCCCAUGAGUCUCACACCUCCCACAUAUAAAAAAGAUGCCGUUCUCGGCCCGUUAGUUUUGGUCGAAAAUGACGGUUGUAAGGAAUCGGAUUAUCCCGCGGCUGUGAAAGGCUCGAUAGCUUUAAUUCGUCGAGGAACUUGCGCUUUUGGUGAUAAGUCUGCAAAUGCAGGUAAAGCAGGUGCUCUUGCGGCAGUUAUAUAUAAUAAUGCUCAUGGAGCCCUUGGGGGUACCUUGGGAGCUCCAGACAAAAAUCAUGUGGCUACUUUUGGGAUAUCGGAUGAGGAGGCGGCUCCACACAUCAAGAAAUUACAGAAUGGCAAGCAUGUUGAUGGAUCUGCGUAUAUUGAUGCAGUGGUUCAGGCUAUCGAGACCACAAAUAUAGUUGCCCAGACAAAAGGAGGAGACCAAUCCAACUGCGUAAUGCUGGGAGGACAUUCCGAUAGUGUUGCAGAAGGACCCGGUAUUAACGAUGAUGGAUCUGGAAGUUUAUCUCUACUUGAAGUAGCCACCCAAUUAGUCAAUUACGAAGUCAACAACUGCGUUCGAUUCGCAUGGUGGGCAGGUGAAGAAGAGGGACUUCUCGGCUCCGAUUACUACGUCUCCCAACUUUCCGACGAGGAGAACUUGAAGAUUAGAUUAUUCAUGGAUUACGAUAUGAUGGCAUCACCAAAUUAUGCCUAUCAAGUCUACAACGCCACUGAUGCAGCCAAUCCAUCUGGAUCCGAGGCCUUGAGAAAUUUAUACACAGAGUGGUACGAAGCUCAUGAUCUCAACUACACAUACAUUCCCUUCGACGGUCGAAGCGACUACGAUGCCUUCAUCAAGAACGGCAUUCCAGGAGGUGGCAUUGCAACCGGAGCUGAAGGAGUGAAGACUGCCGAGGAAGCCGAAAUGUUUGGCGGCAAAGCCGGAGAUUGGUUUGAUCCUUGUUACCACCAACUUUGUGAUGACAUUGAAAAUCUUGCUCUUGAUGCUUGGUUAAUCAACACUCGGCUUAUCGCUCAUUCAGUCGCUACUUACGCCAUUUCCUUUGAUGGAUUUCCCAAAAGAACUUUAGAAAGCAUUAGUGCUGCUAAAACAAGUGCAAAGGAAGAGACCAAAUAUCAUGGUCCAGAGUUAUUCAUGUAA